ACGAAUUUUGUUAGGUUAUGUUGUGAAAUUCCCGAUUCUGAGUGACCGCGUAACUUGCGCAAGAAUCAAAAAAUGGUUUAUUUGCGUUGUAAAUAUUGAAAUAAAUAAACCAACACGAAUUUGUUUAUUGUCAAGCAUUGCGAAUUGCGCAAAAUGGCCGAGACAUUCUUCAAUCCAGAGCGUUCAGAUGAAGAUCUUAUUAGCGAGUGGUACAAUAAUGCCCUUAUGGGCGAUCCCACCGAGGCCGCCAAUAACCUGCGUAAGAUACAAGAAGUAAUCCUGCAUAAAAAUCCGGCAUUAUUGCCGGAAUUCUUUUCAAAUAUGCUGGAUUUUGUCACAUCCAAAGAUAAUGAAGUUAAGAAAGCACUUGUUGGUUUUAUUGAAGAAGCAUGUAAAAUUGAUGAAGUUUACAUUCCUAAAGUAAUGCUCACAUUACUUAUUUUAUUAAAUGAGGGCACAAUUGCUAUCCAGAAGAGGGUUGUACAGACCACAAUCACUCUCUAUAGAAAACUAUUAGCUAUAUUAUGUGUGGCUACUGAAAUUAGUACUGAAUUGGAGCAAGCAUGGACACAGAUGAGUGAAAUGAAGACAAAAAUAACCGAACUGAUUGAUUCUGAUAAUGAUGGAGUAAGAACUAGUGUGGUGAAGUUUCUGGAAGGUGUAGUUCUCUUACAGAGUUAUCCAGAUCCACAUGAGAGUAAUAAAAAUGAUUUUACUUUGGAGAAUAUUCCGAUUAGUUUAAAAAUUGCCAGAAGGAGAAAAUUGGAAGAAGAAGCAAAUUCAAUUUUUGAUGAAUUAUUAAAAUUCAACAACUCGUCACACAUCAGCAAUGCCAAUUUAUUCGUCUGCAUUGGCGCAUUAACAAACAUAGCUAAAAACCGCCCGGAUUUUAUGGGUUUAGUUGUGAAUGCGCUUGUUAAUCUAAGCACAAACCUUCCACCUACUUUGAGCACCACACAAGUGGCAUCCGUGCGCAAAAAGUUGAAGUCCGAGAUGACAAAUUUGAUCAAACAUCCAGCCACACAGGAUUUCCUAGAGAAAAUCACGCCGCGUUUGCUUGAUUUAGGCAGCACACCACAAGAAAUAGCCAGAGUUUUACCUAAAGUGGAUGAGAGCAGGAAAUACAACAAGAGGACACUACCCCAGGAAGGCGAGAAUGAUCCAAAGCGUAUUAAACUUGAAGAUAAGUCUUCCGAGGAAGAUAAUUACACGAAACAACAACGUGCUAUCACAAUGAAUGAAAACUAUUUAAUAGAAAAGUUAACUCUGCCUACAGCUUCAGAAAUCGUGUUGAAAGGCUUACUAGAAUUACCUCAGAAAAUGCCGAAUAAUUUCAAAGUUGAUUAUAACGAAGCGUUAAAGAAAGGAAAGCCUGGCGAAGUGAAAACGGUUGCAAGACUGAUGGCAGAGCUAUUUGUUGAGAAUGGCGUAGGUCCAGGGAGUAGUAUAAUUGGUAAAGGCGUUCUUCUUCGCAAACAGGAAGAUAUUAAAAAGAAGCGACCGCGUGAGGAUGAUGAUGAACAGGAACCGCAGAAAGAAAAAGAAAGGAAGAAGAUAAAGGUUCCACGCGUGAAAAUUCUCAAACUGCAUGAAAUUACACGCCCAUUGGAACGUACAGUGAAGGAAGACCUCCUCUUGGGUGCUGUUAGACGUCUGUUGAGUACAAAUAACAACACACAAAUCCGACAGAAGAUAAUUACGGUUGUCGCGGCAAGUUUCAACGAAUUUGUGCGCGAUGCAGUCAUGAGUUAUGUCCUCGACAAUCUCAAAUCCCACAUGGAUCUUGCCCUUGGCUGGCUGUAUGAAGAAUACAGCAUUUUGCAAGGCUUUACGCGCAUUCCCGAACUCCGCAAACAAUCGCGUAUUGAACAGAAUUAUAACACUUUGUUAUCAUCGUUUGUUGCAUCUGCGGAUAGCGAUUCAGCAAUUGUACAACGAUUAUUAUUAGAAGCGCCCUUGAUUACCGAUCAUGUCUUGACUCAAUUGAAACAGAUCUGUAAAGAAGAGGCGUCAUGCGAAUGGGCUACGAAUUUACUGCGUGAGUUGAUUGUCCGUCGACCAACUAGGCAGAUUACGUUUCUAAAUACACUUCUGGAUAACAUAACAUAUGAAGUGCAAGAGGUACGGGAUCAUGCGAUUGGGCAUAUUGUUCAGUUGCACACUUGCAUUGAACUAAGGCAACAUAUCGAGGAUUAUGUUAGAAACAAAAUGGAGUAUUUGUGCGAGCCGAGUCCGCCAGAAGUUCUCUUUGGGUUCAAUCAGGGCCGGCUGCAGGCUAGCGAAACAUGGACGGAGGAUAUUAGCAAAGCUUGUCUGGAAGCUUACGUCGCACUCUUGCCGUCAAAUCAAUCGUUGAUUCAUGAUUUAGCUAAGGUUUACGUUAAAACUACCGCGGAUGUUAAAAGAGUGAUCUUAAGAUUACUUGAAACGCCAAUACGCACCAUGGGAAUGGAGUCAAACGAGUUAUUAAAAUUGGUUCAAGAGUGUCCCAAGGGUGCGGAAACGCUUGUAACUAGAGUUAUUCAUGUUUUAACUGAUAAAGGCCCGCCGAGUGCGCAGCUUGUAAAACGCGUUCGUGAAUUAUACAAUACACGUGUCUCUGAUGUGCGGUUUUUGAUUCCGGUAUUGAAUGGUCUUACUAAACAGGAGAUUAUUCAAGCGCUGCCGAAGCUAAUCAAACUCAAUCCUGUCGUGGUGCGUGAAGUCUUCAAUCGUUUGUUAGGCGCGCACGGUGAAUGCUCCAUCACACCCACAGAAUUACUCGUCACGCUUCACCUGGUUAACAAUGACCAAGUUGAUAUCAAGACGCAGAUGAAAGCGAUCACAAUGUGUCUCAAUGAAAAGAGCGUAUUUAAUCAGGAGAUACUCGCGGUGGUAUUACAACAGCUUAUGGAACAGAGUCCAUUGCCCACGUUGUUGAUGCGCACGGUCAUUCAAGCACUCGGGUUGUUUCCGCGUCUGAGUGGAUUUGUCAUGAAUUUACUGCAAAGGUUGAUCAUAAAGCAAGUCUGGAAGCAAAAGGUUGCUUGGGAGGGUUUUGUAAAGUGUUGUCAACGUACAAAACCGCAGAGUUUUCCGGUUUUACUGCAGCUGCCUGCCGCGCAAUUAACGGAGGCGAUGGAAAUGUGUCCUGAAUUGAAGGAACCUUUGAAAGAACACCUGCUGGGUUAUAACGAAUCACAAAGGGCUCAUGUACCACAAUCAGUGCAGGAGAUAUUCUUAUCUGGACAAACGGUAACACCAGAAGUCGAGGUUAAAUCACCACCUGUGGAUGCACAUCAGUUUGAUAUCCCAAGGAUAGAUUCUGAACCUUUGCCACCUGGUAUGGAUUAAAUAUUUCGAAAUGUGUUUUUUAUAAUUUUCUAGGUUAUUGAAAAUAUAAUUAAGAAUUUUGUUGGUUUGAAGGUA
This is a messenger RNA of Dalotia coriaria, 3408 nucleotides long. RefSeq names its product symplekin scaffold protein (gene Sym). NCBI's taxonomy places the organism in Eukaryota, Metazoa, Arthropoda, Insecta, Coleoptera, Staphylinidae. Bases 154 to 3333 code for a protein of 1059 amino acids. The transcript has 8 exons. The record is from RefSeq and is a predicted model, not a curated record. Gene Ontology annotation, cellular component: mRNA cleavage and polyadenylation specificity factor complex.